GUGUGCGUGUGUGUGUGUGUCUAUCUCUCACACACAUAGUUGUGAUCUGAGGAAAACACUUCAGCCCUUCCUCGCACAGACAUAUGGAUGUUACUCUUGCAGUUAACGAGAAAUUGAAGGUUAUCGGAAAAGGCUUUCAAGAUGUAGACAACACGGAGGAAGUUAUUUGUCAAUUCAGAUUUGGUAACAAGAAAUCCCGGGUCUGCAAUGGUUCAAUAAACAGAGCAGAUAACUGGAAUGUCCCUCAUUCACAAAGGACACUGGCCUGCUUUCACAGCCUUCUUCUAGAUCCUUCUAUCCCUUGGGUGAGCCCAGUGUCCCCACAAAUAAACUUAGAGCCCUCCUGUCUCCACCUCCCCACACUCAGUGAUGUCUGUGUGUAGGCCCCUCAGCUGCCCUCUGUCAGUUUACCAAAGGGCCGGGUUUCCUUGAAACUGUAAAGACUCCCUGGGAGGGUUUGGGAUAAGGGACAAAUGGAGGCCUCAUCUUACUACCCCUUCAAACUCCUGCCUGGGGUUGCCCACAGGGAGAACACUGGGCAGAGCUGCAGUUCACAAGGUCACCAGGGCAACCUAUUGUCCAUCAUAAUGGACCUAUGUCAGCAGAAUGGGGUGAAGGUGCAUAAGUAGCAGGGCCAUCACCCCACAGCCAACCACUUGCUACUUGGACCCACAGGGCAGGUAUCAGGUGGCUGCUUGCAGGUGCAAGGUAUACUGAUUGAAGUGUGAGUAGAGCUGAGGUUGGGAGCGCCGAGGACCCUGAGCACGCGAGGAAGCAGAGGAGGUGUUAGCUUGAGGAGGCCUGCAGUUUACGGGACCCGCCUGGGCCCCCGGGGACUGGGCCGAGGCAAGAACAGCGGCCCCAGGAUGCUGGGCCCCAUGCUCGUCGUCUUCCUGCUGCUGCUGCCGCCGUCUCCGCUCCGGACCACCAGGAGCACCCUCCACCGCUACCCCACCCAGGACCAAGGUCACCACCCCAGCUCCAGGCUCCAGGAGAGCCCAGCAGAUGGGGAAUCCUGCUGGAGCACUUACGACGUGUACUUCGUCCUAGACUCAUCACAAGGUGUACACAACUGGAUGUUCACACAGAGCUUUGUGAGGAAUUUGGUGAACGGAUUUAAAAACCCUGAACAGCGCAUGUCAUUCAUUACGUACUCGACGGACGGCCACGUCAAUAUGCAGCUGACCUCAGACAGAAAUAAAAUAAACACUGCCCUUGUCGAUCUGUUCCAUGUAAUACCUUCAGGAACCAUAAAUAUGCAGCAUGGAUUGAAAAAGGCGAAUGAGCAGAUCGAAAGGACACGCGCUGCAGGAGAGAGGGUCCCCAGCCUCAUCAUCGCGCUGACAGGUGGACCACUGCUGCCAGAAUCCUUUGCGGAGACAAAAGUUGAAGCUGAAAAAUCCAGGCAGUUGGGGGCAACUCUGUAUUUAGUAGGUGUACAAGAUUACCAGAAAUACCAGCUUCUGGAAAUUGCUCGCACAGUGGGUCAUGCGCUUGCAGUGGACACUGGAUACAGCGGACUGGAAGACAUCAUCGACCCCCUCAUAGUCAGGUCUUGUGUAGAGAUCACGUCUGUGGAUUUCUCCUCUCUCUGCACUAGAGGGAAAGAGAUCGUCAAGGUUAUUGGAAAAGGUUUUCAGGGCGUCCGCAAGGAUGACGUUGUCUGUCAGUUUCGCACUGGGAAGGAAACCAUCCGAAUGAAGGCUGUAUCGGUGGAAGAUACCUCCAUUACCUGCCCAGGACUGAAGAUGAGUAAUCUGGACUGGGCCGUCUUCAUCGAUGUCAGCCUGGAUAAUGGCCUCACCUUCAUCGAGACGGAUUUAGAUGUCAGCAGGAGGAGCUGCGUGACGCCCAGGGUGAGACUGCUGCCGCCCCCUGGGACUGCACUCAGUCCAUUCCCUGGACAGGGAGACACACUGGGGAGCGAAAGGCAGGAACAGUGUCCGGGGCAGGCCCAGCACGUCGCUUGGGCAGCUGGGCACCUGGGCAGCCCCUCACAGCCCCUGCAGCCCCUGAGCCCUUCCCUGGGGAGCGGUGCCCCCGCUCAGGCCUCAGAAGUGCCCUGGGGGCACCCCUGUGAAAGUGUCUGCGGCCGUGCAGCUCCUCUGCCCUGUUGCAAGCCCAGGGUCCCUGAAGGCACAUGGCCCCCAGCACUUGGAGCUCCAAGCGGACUCCGGGACAGUGCUGAGAGUGGCGCCCUGACCUCCACCUUGCCGCCUCCCUGGCCUGGGUCUCCUGGUGGGCAGUUCAGAGCUCCCUCUGGGUCUGGCUCAGGUGGGGGGUGGAGGCCGGAGGCUGUGUGCAGGGAGCCAGAGUCCAGGCCCUCAAAACUGGGGUCCCAGACCCAGGAGCCCUGGAGGCUGGGACCCCCUGUGGCCCUGCAUAGUCGAGGUGAAUUUCCACGGUACUGGUGCUCCGGCCCCGCUGCGGGUACCGCCCCUGCCCCCACGCCUGGCUUCCGACAGCACUGACACUCCUGGGCUUGUCUGUUUAUACUUAUCCCUGGAUGUCUGCUCACGGCAGCAGACGGAACUGACCCACUUGCCCAUCGGGGUCCCACCCGGCGACAAGCGCCCUUCAACAGGCACAUUGGGAAAAGAACUCAGGAGCCAACCGGUGCCUACUCCCAGCACAGUGGCUUCCCCCCCAGCCCUGGCCUGGCCUCCCCUCUCCUCGUCCCCGCCUCCUGGGCACGGAGUCCCUCUCGCCCUGUCCCUCUCCCACCUCCCUGAAGCAUCUCACUUGGUUGAGCGGUUGAGGCCUUGCAGCCCCUGGCUGCACAGAUGCAGUGGGCUUCUCUGUGACUAUGAGUAAGAACAGGACAGGUGCCCUCAUUCCUCACGGGCCUGCCCUGUACCAGGACGGGCUAGGAACCCUAAACCUCACAGGUGUCCCCUCACUCGCUCCUACGGAUGUGGAAGUGCAGCUCAGAGGGGCUGAGCAGCUCUGGGAAGGGGGCAGGGAGGGCGAGCCUCUGGGGAGAUAGACCCAGGGUGCUGCCCUGAUGCUGCAGUCCCCCUUCAUCCUGGCCCCAGCAGCCCCUCCUGCCCCCCCUGUGUGCCUUCACUGGUGGGCUCCUCCCCAGGCCCCUGUGCUGUCAGCCCGGGCAUGCAGUGGGUGCUGCCUGUGGCCCAGCACGGAGGAUGCCGCACUCCCUGAUGGGGCUCUGGGGCAGAGGCUCUGAGCAGGGUCUGUGGCCCAGGGCGCUUCAGGGGCCGUCAGGGUCCAGCCCCAGGCUCCUAGUCCCUCUGUGCCCUCUCAGAGUGGGGCAAUCUGAGUGUAAGGGGGAAAGGUGGAUUCGGACGUGUGGGGUGGGAUGCCAAGUGAUGGGCACCACGGGAAGCUGCCCAGGUGCACGAGGACUUAACACGUGUGCUUUCCUCAGGAGGGAACCCCACCUACCCUACUGGACACCACACCACCGCCU
Molecule: messenger RNA, 3427 nt
Organism: Manis pentadactyla (Chinese pangolin)
Lineage: Eukaryota; Metazoa; Chordata; Mammalia; Pholidota; Manidae
Product: anthrax toxin receptor-like
Exons: 13
Coding region: 867-2471 (534 amino acids)
Cellular component (GO): membrane
Molecular function (GO): signaling receptor activity
Source: RefSeq, a predicted model, not a curated record